Molecule: messenger RNA, 1755 nt
Organism: Phytophthora infestans T30-4
Lineage: Eukaryota; Oomycota; Peronosporomycetes; Peronosporales; Peronosporaceae
Exons: 1
Coding region: 1-1755 (584 amino acids)
Source: RefSeq, a predicted model, not a curated record
AUGAAAGCAGCCCGAACGGACACGUUGACCUCGCAGCAGGCACCAAUCGAGUUGUAUAGCGAGGACUCAGGGUCGUGGAUGAUCACGGACUCACCGCAGGACGAGUCCCCGUUCCCCAUGGUGUACGAGGACCAAAAGAUGCGGUAUGUGUACGACGAUUACAUCGAAGGGGGUGCCCUCCGAAGUGGAAGUACACCGAAACUUUUUUCGCGGCAGUAUUUUGGACUCGUUGCGCAGUAUGCAGGUGUCGGCUUCAUUGACGGCGUUCUACCCAAUGUCAUCUACCCAUUCUUACAGAACUACCUCAACCUCCCCGGGUCACAAACCACCACAGCGUUCGUGCUCGUGCAGAUGCCGUGGAGUUUCAAAGUGUUCUACGGCAUCAUUUCCGACUGCUUCCCAAUCUGGGGCUAUCGUCGGCGGCCCUACAUCCUUGGUGGCUGGAUCUUCGCUCUUAUCAUGCUUGUGAUACUGUCGUGCACUCCUGAAAGCAAGCCAUACUUCACAGAUCCAGACUACCGAGACGUGAAGCCCGAGGACUACACGCCCGAGAUUAUUGCGACGAUCAACUACGACGCGGUCAACGACGGCAGUGUUUAUAUUAUUCCGAUGAUGGGAUGCGCCUUCGGGUACUUGCUGUCGGAUGUGUGUGCCGAUGGAAUCGUGGUGGAGUUGGCGCAGCGCGAGCCUUACGAGGUGAGAGGCAACACCCAGACGGUGAUCUACACCACGCGAACUGUAUUCAACAUGCUGGCGUAUAUCCUCUUGGGAUUCUGUUUCAAUGGCGAGGAAUAUGGCGGCGAUUUUGACUUCUCGCUGUCAUUCCCCAUGCUCAUGCUGAUUGUGACUAUUGUGCUUGCGCCGAUCGUGCCGGUUACCUGGUUCUUCCUUCACGAGGAGAAGAACGCUUUCGCUAUGAACUUUAACCACUACAUGCACACACUUUGGGAUAUUAUCAAGACGCGUGCCGUGUACCAGUACAUCGCUUACCAGUUUUUCUCGGGCAUUUUCGCGUCGUUCACGUAUUUGUCCAAAAACCCGGUCAUGAGAAAUUGGGCGGACGUCUCGCCCAUUCAGGAAAAAGUGGGUGGACUCUUAUCGACUGCCAUGUACGCUACAUCCAUUUAUUAUGCUGGCAACUAUGGACGCAGCUGGGACUGGCGUCGUACGGCAGCGGUGACAAUGGUGUGCUAUGUCUGUUUGGAUGCAUUCGUAAAGCUGUUGACAAUCUGGAAUAUCGCUCGCUCGCCAUACUUCUGGCUCGGAAUUCCUAUUCUUGAGCAGAUUCCACUGGGCGUGAUCUUUAUUGUGAGUUCAUUCAUCAUUGUGGAGCUUGCCACUGAGGGACAUGAAGGCGCCAUGUACGGCCUGCUCACGACGGUAUACAAUCUCGCCAUUCCAUUUGCGACCACCAUCACCCGCAACGUGGACAGUUUGUUUAAUCUGACCACAGAACGGAUUCAAAACGAUGCCACCAGUGUAAGAACCGACAUGACCAUGACGGUGCUCAUCAUGUGGACGGCCAACUUGUGCUCGCUCUUCUUUUUAGUGAUGCUACCGCGCCAGAAAGAGCAGACGCGCGCCAUGAAGCAACUGGGCGGCUCCAGCUAUUUCAUGGGCGUUGUGACCGUCUUGUAUCUCAUGUUUGCUCUACUGUGGACGAUCACAACGAGUCUGUUGAGUAUCUUCCCGAAUACAUCCUGUCUUGUCAUUGCAGGCGGCAACGGCUGUGACAACAAACCCGUCAGGCCGUAA